Molecule: messenger RNA, 797 nt
Organism: Pocillopora meandrina
Lineage: Eukaryota; Metazoa; Cnidaria; Anthozoa; Scleractinia; Pocilloporidae
Source: the annotation of a GenBank genome assembly
AUGCCAGUGAAGAACAACGUCCUGAUAUAUGAGAACAUUUACAGGUAUACAGGUAUGUAACCUGUUGUUGAAAUUGCACAGAUUCAGGACUAUAACAAAGGAGUGCUUUACCACUUCCUUCUAUAUAAUUGUGUUGUAUACAAAGAGUUCCUUUUCCAAUACUCCUUAUUUUGUAUUUCUUUUUAAGGUCUGCUGUUGUGCAGUAUGGUGUUUGGGACCAAAUUAGAGUUGAUCAUGGCACAGAGUUCUACCUCUCUUUAUAUACACAGGAGAAAUUGUCAACCUACAGGACCAAUUCAAGGAGAGCCCCUUUUAUCCAAACAACAUCCAAGCAGGUAUGCCAUAUGGUUAGUGAACAUGCAAUAUAAUAAUAAUAAUAAUAAUGAUAAUAAUGAUAAUAAUAAUAAUAACAAUAAUAAUAAUAACAACAAUAAUUAUAAUGAUAAUAAUAUUAAAAACAAUAGAGGGAACCCAACUCACCAUAGCAGUUUUCAAUGACAAAAUGAAAUUUAAUAAAGUAAUGUUAAUAAACUAAUUUAAAAACUGUCUUAUCCUUAAAAUAGCUAAUUACAAAAAGUGUACAAGUUAAAAUUCAUUAAAGUUGGUUAAAAUCUUUAUGUGUACAGGUAAGAGUGUGGCUAUUUUUCUUGUUAGAUAACUGGCCAAUAUAUGGUACAGUAUAAAGUGAUGCUUCAUCCAUUUAUAAACACAGAAAUGUUUUAAUUCUUCCUUUAAAGAAUCAUCCAGCUGAAAGAAAAUGGGUGGAGUUUAACACCCGUGUCAACUACCCCAUAUAG